Molecule: messenger RNA, 3605 nt
Organism: Lobosporangium transversale
Lineage: Eukaryota; Fungi; Mortierellomycota; Mortierellomycetes; Mortierellales; Mortierellaceae
Exons: 9
Coding region: 50-3517 (1155 amino acids)
Molecular function (GO): protein binding
Source: RefSeq, a predicted model, not a curated record
CCCUUCCUUCCUUUUUUGUAUAAAAGAUUAAAACCCCUCUCUCUUUACCAUGGGGAAACAACGUCGUAAAAAUAAUGACAAUGCUAAGAAUAAGAAAACAGCAAUAGCAAUGAGUGACCCGGAUUGUAUUGUCAAUCUACCUACAGAUGAUUCAGAUACUCCGGAAGUCAGUUCUCGUUCUCGUUGGUACUUUCAACCAUAUGGCAAAGAUCUUUCAUGUACUUCCGAUUAUAUGCCUCCGGUUAUGGCUGGUGUGACACAACAGUGGUCUGUUGAUAUCAAGCAUCUGAACCGAGGGCUUUAUUGGCCUGUCCUUGGCAUUUCCUUCAAUAAAGUUGACUUGAAAAGCUUGAGCUCGAUCGUUUUCCAUGUUCAUGUUGACAAUCCAAAAUUCCUCAUCGUACCGCAACCAUACAAAGAGGUCAUUACGAAACAGCAGCUGAAAGAAAUGUAUUGCGAGAAAGGCAUUGUUAGAUGGAAGCUUCAUCGACAAUUUGACAGCAGCAAUUACAAUGGCACUAUGCCCUUGCUACUUGUGGACAUGGAGAUAUGUCUCGACGGUGAUUCAUCCGAGCAGCAUUUUCCGAAACUACACUACUUUGAGUUGCAAUCAUGCUCAAUCGAAAAUUUUAUGAAAGGUACUCCUUUACGUGCCCACAAACCGUAUUUGUGGUCGAUUGAUGUUGAGCAUAGGGAAGCUGAUACCGAUCCAGGCCCAGCAUUACCGGCUAAGAUCAUGCACAGUGCCAUCUCUGGCAAUGGUGAACGUGCUGCGACACUUUCUACUACAAAUCGUCAUGUUUAUCUUGAUCUGUGGGAUCUGUCUAGCGUCAAUAACAGUCUCUUAACUGCGAAUGAGGCUGAGUGCUGGAAUACAGGAAACCAUAGCCCUUCAUGGUGUACAGGGGAGCAAUUUUCCUUCUUGGACUCUAGUAUUACUGAAAGUCAGAUUCAACCCUUGGAAAGUGGCGCUGUUUCUAUUUCGUGGAGUGGUAUUUUUGUGGCAGUUUUUCGGACAAUACAAGACGGCCAAACAAAAGAGUUGAUUGUAUUUAAGUAUUCUGCUCCCUGCAGCCAUGACAUGAGUAUGGAUCAGCGUGGUAAAUCAUCAGGAUUCUCAACAUUGCAGCGCUGCAAUAAUCUCUUUGAUUUUCAUGGAGAAGGAACGUUUCAUAUAUCGGAUACCAACUGCCCUCAGGAGGAGAAUGAGCUCUUCAUUGCGUGCGAUGGGACAUCAGUCCGCAUAUAUGAAGUCCACAGAGGCUGGAGUCACGUUUGUACGGUGCCUCUUAGCGUGAGCGCCUCAUUCUUCAUCGGAGAACCAACCAUUGCACUUCAAGGCAAGUUCUUUGCUUGGUUCCGAAACAAGGGUCAGGUUUUUAUCUGGGACAUCGAAGAAAGCGCCUUGGCAGCUGUUGUCAAUGUGCUUGAUAUGGAGGGCGCAUGUUUAGCGUUUUCAAGCGAUGCGUCGAUGAUAGCAGUAUCUCAAGGCGGCACGAUCACAAACUACUGGACAGGAUCCGGGACAGCAAUUGGAAAGUUCGUAUCAGGCCCUAAGAUUCGUACUAUUGGCCUUACAUUUAUCCACAACGGUAGUCAGAUUUUAGUCAACUGCAGCAAUGCCCGUGAUAGUGUACAGGAAAUUUCGGGUUAUAUCUUGGACGCAACUUCCAUGACGCAGCUGGAUACCUUUUUCAAUCCUGGUCAAUACUUUCGUAAAGGCAAAGAUAGAUGUAAGGAUAUUGGAUCGCAAGAGCUUUACGUGAGCCACGGGUCCACACUGGAUAAAAUCAGACUGGAGGACUACCUCUGUCUUACAAGCCCCACAAGCCCUGCAGACCUUCCAAGCUCUACAAGCCCUCCAGGCCCUAUAAUAUGCAGAUGCAAUUGCAAAGAUGGUGAUACGAGCGGCUUUUAUGAACUCUCAGACAAUGUAACAUCCACAUCGUCGUCCGGACUACUCUUCAGCUACACUUUUAAUAUACCUCCAGAUGAUGCUGCGGUGAAAACUCAUACAUUCACCUUGACCAUCUCUCAAUAUGGGUCCCAACGCGAACUUAUCACGAUUCCGCCAUUUGCUCUUACGAAAUACACAGGCUACUACAAAUCCGCACAUUUCUUGGAUGGAUUGCCCCAAUUACUCCUAUAUUCGGAUGAGAUCGUGAUCGUAUUAGAGCUUCCUGAGACGUUCCUUGGCGAUUGUAAGAUUUUGCAAGUAUACUGGCUUCAGGACAAACCGUACUGGGAUGUUGAUAACAACGCGUUGCAGUUAUACGAAAGACUAGGUCUGUUGAGCUGUAAACACCAAAAACAACUGCUACUUUGGCUAUAUCACUACAAUAUCGACGAUGAACCUAUUCAGGUGCAGGUACCUUUAGAUCGACCUCAUGAUUGUGACUAUGGUUUCGAGUUCGCUAGUGCGGUCGUUGGACUGGUUGAAAUGUACAAGAACUCAAACGAUACGUGUAAAAGGGCGAUUUUUCAUUAUCUCGAGGCUCACAUCAAUCGAUACCCCAACCCGAGUAAUCUACUCGACUGUGUUCUUGGUAAAGUUCUCGAAGCAUGGCCGACAGCGCGCAAGACCUGUGAAGACCUGCUGGUUUCCUUACUUUCACCCGAGAGCACACGAUGGAUCCCGCGACCAGAUUAUUGCCAAGGGUCGAAUCCGCUAUGGGUAACUCUUGAGAUGUCUCGGAAAGAUCCUUUAGCCAUGAACCUCUUCAAAACAUUCAUGCAAUACUGCCUUCGGAGAGCCCAUGAAGAGGAAGACCACUUUUUCAUAACGCCCUUGGUGGCAUGUCUUCCUGAGCUAUGCGAUGAGGAGCGGCCGCACCAAGAAAUUGCCUUGGAUAUUCUUCAGCGAAUGGCGUAUAUUCCUGUCAAAAAGAGCUCUUAUGUCGUCGAUAAUCACAUCAUUGCUCAUCCUCCUGAGAUGAAAAUGCUAUUUAAGAAAGACAGUGAACGACUACUAUAUAAAUGCAACAACCCCAUACUACAGCUACAUCUGUCAUCGGAACCUCGCAAUGUUCAAAACGACAAUUUCAUAGACGGAAUAUUCAAAGCAUCAUUCGACAUGCUUUGGGUUGACAAGGACCUUGCUCGCUCCAAGAAUUCGCGGAGCUUCGAAAGCUCGAGCUGGCUGGUAAAGACUGGACUCUACACUCUGGUAUCUAUAGCCUGGUAUAGCUUCAACCCGUGCAGUCGGGUCUCCGUUGUGCCUCAUACUGCCCACUCUGAAUUCUUCGACAACCCAGCGCUUGCUGCUUUGAUCGAGUACAAGUGGAAUACGAUUGGAUUCAAGCUGUGGUUGACUCGAUUUAUUGUCCAGAGUAUCUAUUACAUUUUAGUCCUUACAGCCAGUCUUGUGCAGGUCUACCGAAGCUACGAUACACUUUUUCAUGUGUACAUUGCCAUCGCAACGUUCUCAGGGAUAUUUUUGUGGCUGGAAUUUGUUCAACUACUUGAGAGACCUUGGGUAUAUAUCAGCAUUUGGACUCCCAAUGAUAGCGAGCAUUAGUCAUCUUUUGGGCCACAACGAUGAAGGCGUCAUCGUGCUUAGUUUCGCUGUACUUUUUAUAUCCUUACAUCUGCUGUUUGAACUUAGG